Molecule: messenger RNA, 986 nt
Organism: Dromaius novaehollandiae (emu)
Lineage: Eukaryota; Metazoa; Chordata; Aves; Casuariiformes; Dromaiidae
Product: riboflavin-binding protein-like
Exons: 6
Coding region: 148-864 (238 amino acids)
Cellular component (GO): external side of plasma membrane
Molecular function (GO): signaling receptor activity; riboflavin binding; riboflavin transmembrane transporter activity
Source: RefSeq, a predicted model, not a curated record
CUCUUCCAGGGCAAACAACUGCUGGAGCACUGCUGCCAGAUGGUGUGUAUAUAAAGGGGAAAAUGAGAAAAGCAAUUUACUGUCUCCCUGCUCCAGGGAGAAGUAUCGCCCAGAAGGACAGCAAAAGAGAAAAAGCACAGACCAACAAUGUUGAGGUUUGCUGUCACCCUCUUUGCUGUCAUAACGUCCUCUACCUGCAAAAAGUACAGCUGUCUGGAAGGGGAAACUCACAAACUGAAGCCAAGUCCUGAGCCAAACAUGCAGGAAUGCACUCUGUAUUCUGAAUCUUCCUGUUGCUAUGCAAACUUCACAGAGCAAUUGGCUCAUUCCCCAGUAAUUAAAAUAAACAACAGCUACUGGAACAGAUGUGGGCAGCUCAGUAAAUCCUGUGAAGAUUUCACAAAGAAAAUUGAAUGCUUUUACCGGUGUUCUCCACACGCUGCUCACUGGAUCCAUCCCAACUACACUGCUGGUAUUCAAUCUGUUCCAUUGUGUCAAAGCUUCUGUGAUGACUGGUACGAAGCCUGCAAAGAUGAUUCCGCAUGUGUUCGUAACUGGCUGAUGGACUGGGAAUGGGAUGAAAGUGGAGUAAACCACUGUAAGAAUGAAUGCAUCCCGUACAGUGAGAUGUAUGUAAAUGGGACCGACAUGUGCCAGAGUAUGUGGGGGGAGUCAUUUAAGGUGAGCGAAUCCUCCUGCCUCUGCUUGCAAAUGAACAAGAAGGACAUGAUGGCAAUCAAGUAUCUCCUCUCCGAAAGCUCAGAGGAAAGCUCCAGUGUGAGCAGCAGUGAGGAGCGUGCCUGCCAAAAGAAACUCCUGAAGUUUGAGAAACUAAAGGAAGAGGAAGGGGGGGAGACAAGAUGAAUGUUGGUGUGUGUGUGUCAGGAGGAGAGAAAUCAUUGUGGAGGCCAGGCUCAGGGCAUCAUGCCAGCCUGUCUUAUCCCUUAUUUCCGAGAACAUAAUAAAUCAAUGGUUGGUUAUAUUAA